UAUAAUCAUUCACAAGGGCCGACAUUUCCUGUAUAAUACUAAUUAAUCUCAGAUCAGAGAUGUGACGACUAUAGCAGUAAUAAACCAGCUAUAGUGUAACUAAGGAGAGUGUUUGCAGACUAGAGGCUACAUCUGUUGAGCUCACAAAUAAACAGCUCCUUCAGUAUCAUGAGUGUUCGUCAGCGAGGCUCGCAACUACAACCGGUCACUGCUCCUAUUGACACCGGUGUACGACACUUCACUUCGGAGGAACUCAGUCGACUUUGCCUGAGGCACAAUGCUCAUGUAGCAUAUCGUGGAAAGGUAUACGAUGUUAGUUCAUUUGUGGCCCAACACCCUGGGGGCAUGGACCAGAUCUUGAUGGGAGCAGGCAGGGACAUCACUCAACUCUUUGAUUCUUAUCAUAAAUACGACACUGCAGCAAAAGUUCUGGACAAGUACUAUGUGGGGGAGCUUGUAGAUAACGAGCUUCCUGUUUUUCCCAAAGAAGGACAGUUUUACUGCACUGUCAAGAAACGAGUUGCUGAUUAUAUGAAGAAACACCAGCUGGAUCCAAAGAGAGAUUAUUGGACCUUCCUCAAAUACAUUAUUCUGUUUGUCUCACUGCUCUUGAGCUGGUAUGCUGCAAUGUCGAUGGAGUAUGGCUAUACGAGUCUUGUUUUGUUCACAUUUAUAUGGGGUGUACUCUCUGCAUUGGUUGGAUUAACCUGUUGGCAUGACGCCAGUCAUUUCACCAUAACUCAUAAGCCGUGGGUAUGGAAGGUUGUCAUGGCAAUGUGUGAUGCAAUUAACGGAGCAUCUUCCUAUAUCUGGUGCUAUCAACAUACCUUUGGUCACCAUGUUUACACCAAUAUUAAUGAAGCUGAUCCCGACGUCUUCUUAGACAAAACAACAGCUAUUUGGAGGAUCAGUUCUGGUCAGAAAUGGCUGGAUCGCUAUGCCUACCAGCACGUUUACAUGCCGUUACUGUAUACCCUGCUCGCUGUAAAGAUGCGCUUGCAAGACUUUUACACGAUCUAUAUACUUCAAAAAAGUUCUAUCAGGUUGAACCCUCUCAGUGUCUCCCAGUGGACCACCUUUGGUGUUGGCAAGGCUGUACAUUUUACUAUGAGAUUCAUCAUUCCUUGCUUCUACAUGACAUUCGGAAAAUUGGUGGUUAUGAAUAUUCUGUACGAUGUGAUCCUCGGCUUCUGGAUGGCACAGCUCACUCAAGUCAACCAUGUGAACGAGGAGGUGGAAUGGCCACAGGCUGACACUGACAAUGUAAUUCACAAGGAAUGGGCUGAGAUGCAGGUACGGACCACUCGUGACUACUGUACAGACAGCUGGGUGUGGCACUUCCUCUCCGGAGCACUCAACCAUCAAACAGCGCACCACCUGUUCCCAGGAGUAUUGCAGUGCCAUUACCGAUGGAUUACGCCCAUUGUCAAGGAGACGUGUGCAGAGUUUGGAAUACAGUAUAACGAAGCUUCUUCGUUCAAAGAUGCACUCUCUGGUCAUUUCAGCUACCUCCGGAAAAUGGGGAGAGAGGGUCCGGAAAUGGAGUAAUUAGAACAUGCUAUAACUUUGUUCUGCAUUUUAGGUGUGUAUAUAAUAUUAAAAAGUAGUAUACUUUCCCUCUAAGCAGUUUCUGGCCAGACCGCUUUUUUUAAAAAUUUAAACGUUGGCACUCAGUAUAAUUAUUAUAUAGGUUUUUAUGAUC
This is a messenger RNA of Halichondria panicea, 1702 nucleotides long. RefSeq lists its product as uncharacterized. Gene Ontology annotation, biological process: lipid metabolic process. Bases 169 to 1548 code for a protein of 459 amino acids. Gene Ontology annotation, molecular function: oxidoreductase activity, acting on paired donors, with oxidation of a pair of donors resulting in the reduction of molecular oxygen to two molecules of water. The record is from RefSeq and is a predicted model, not a curated record. Gene Ontology annotation, cellular component: membrane. The transcript has 16 exons. NCBI's taxonomy places the organism in Eukaryota, Metazoa, Porifera, Demospongiae, Suberitida, Halichondriidae.